CACAUACACGUCUCACAUUUUAAUUUAAAAGAUAGAAGUUUAUUGCAUUCAAUUAUUUACUUCAAUUUGCUGUUUUUGAAUCGCGUUUUUCUGUGUUUGUUUUAUUCUUUUUUGGUAGGCGGGCACGUAAAUUGUACGCUUUUUUAAUUUUUUUUAAGUUAUGCUCGUCUCCCAGGUAUCACUGGAUUUUGUUUUUUUGCUUACUCUUUGUAUUGUUUAUGUCAGAGAACCAAAAUAAUCCAAUAUAAUAAAUGUCUCUUAAGUUUGAAUCUGAAUUCGGACGUCAUUAUCGGGCUUUUAAUACUGUCAGGCGCAAUAGGAAAGGUCUAUCGUAUGAAAAUCCUAUGUAUAGACAUUGUUUCCAUAAUUUCCAUGUACAUUGUUCCAUGUAAUUUCAAAAUUUGGCUUAUUUGGUUAUUAUAACCAACUUUAUUCUAACAAAACUUCAUACACCGCCAGUGAUUACAGACAGAGGUAAACCAAAUCCGUAUAGGUAAACAAACCUCACGGCGGGAAAUUUCUGCAGAACAUCUAUCGGCCGUAGGUUACCGUACUUGAUGUAAUUGUUCUGUUAUUAUUGCAAUGUUAAUGAAUUUAUGGAAUUGAGCAGUGAAUAUAUCAUCGAUCGGAUUCUUACUAUCUGUGAAUCCGGUCAAGAUAUUGUUGCUGAAAUAGAAGGAAAUACAGAGGAAUCAGACGAGUUAUAUUCAUCGGCCAAGACAAGAAUUUUUGCAACACUGUCAAAGUUAGAAGAUGGUUUUUCAGAGUUGAGGAAGAUAUUUGAUGGAACAUGUUCAAAAUCUAUUUGUGAUAACGAAAAAGACAAUCCAAACGAUGCCUGCAUUAUUGUUGACACAAGUUCUGAAUCGUAUGAACUGAGUAAUAAAUCUGCUGAACCUGGAAUUAGUGAUGUUACCAGCACAUCAGAUGAAACACUGGUUUCUGAUAAAAAAUGGAUAUUCAAAAACAAUGGAAAUACGUCGUCAUUGUCCAAUUCAUCAGAAAGCAAUAAGACAAUUUCUUCCGAAGCAGCUGGAAAGGACAAUAUAUCAAAUUCUGAAGUUUCAUCUGGAAAGCCGAAAAAAUUUUUUGUCAUUGAAGAUGACAUUGAUUUUCUGAUUGAAGAAGAAGAACAAGCUGAAUAUGAAAAGCAAUUCAACAAUUGUGCUAUUUUCCCUAAUGAUUCUUCCAUAAUAGAACCGAAAAGCAAUACCAAUGUUUCAAAGAUUACAAGUCAUGAAGAUGAGGAUUUGUUUGAAGAUGAUGACUUGGAUCUAGCUGAAAUUGAGAAAAUAGAGAGUUUAGUGUCAUCUGGUGAAGCAGCCAAUAAUAUUGAAAACAAGAAGUAUGAUAUUCCUCUGAGUGAAAAAGGUUAUGAUUAUCAAAAUAAGAACUUCCAUGAUCAAGGCUCAAAAAUAGUAACUGAUUAUUCAAAUGAUGAUGUGGAAUUUAUUGAUGAUUAUCCUUUUGGUGAAGAACAAGAUAUAACAAUCCAAGAAGAUGAGGAUGGAUCUAAAAGUAAAGAUAAUUCUCUCAAUGAAGAAGAAUUACUCGACCCUAAUUAUAUUCCUCCUGACAAACAAUAUACUGAUGUUCUGAAAGAGUAUUUUGGCCAUUCAAAGUUUAGGCCGAUGCAAUGGAAAAUUAUAAAUGCAGCAUUGAAUGAGGGCAGAGAUCAAUGUGUUGUUAUGGCAACAGGCUAUGGCAAAAGUUUGUGUUAUCAAUUUCCACCGGUAUACUUGAGUAGUACAGCAGUAUGUAUAUCACCUCUGAUAUCGCUGAUGGAAGAUCAAGUUUUAAAAUUGGAAACUAAUAAUAUUCCUGCUUGUUUUCUUGGUUCUGCACAAGAGAAUACUGCAGAAGUUUAUAGUGCAAUGAUGAGAGGAAAAUACAGAGUUGUUUACAUAACUCCUGAGUAUGCUGCUGUUGCAUCAUCUAAUUUGAGGGAAUUGAGCGAGAGAGUCGGCAUUUCACUCAUCGCAAUUGAUGAAGCUCACUGUGUAUCACAAUGGGGUCAUGAUUUCAGAGAUUCUUACAGAAAACUCGGGCAAUUGAAGCAAUUACUUCCAAAUGUUCCUAUAUUGGCUGUUACUGCAACUGCUACUCCGGAGGUUCGGAAAGAUAUUUGUGCAUCUUUGAAACUUAAGAAUCCAGUAAUCACUUUGACAAGUUUUGAUCGGGUCAAUCUCUAUCUUGAUGUUUACAACAAAACGAGUGACCCAGCUUCUGAUCUACGUUCUCUUAUGAUACAAAAAUCAGUCAGAGGUGCCAUCAGAUAUGAAUUUGAUGGCCCAACAAUCAUAUAUUGCCCUACCAAAAAAGAAACUGCCAGAAUUGGCUCUGUGGUUAAAUCACUUGGGGUGAGGUCAGCAAUCUACCAUGCAGGUAUGUCAAUGGACAGAAGAAAACAAGCUCAUCAUAGGUUCAUGAGGGAUGAGUUACAGUGUAUUAUUGCUACUGUUGCAUUCGGUAUGGGAAUAGAUAAACCAGAUGUAAGAAGAAUUAUACAUUAUGGAGCUCCUAAGGAUAUCGAAAGUUAUUAUCAGGAGAUAGGUCGAGCAGGAAGAGAUGGAUUACCAUCAAGUUGUCAUACAUUUUUUACAUCUGGUGAUUUUAACACAAACAGAUUUUUUCUGCGGGAUAUAUCAAAUCCCAAAUUUCGGGAUCACAAGGCAGCAAUGAUUUUAAAAAUGGAGAAUUAUCUGGCAACAGUUGGAUGUCGACGAAAAUCAGUUUUAUCUCAUUUUGAUAAAAGAGCUCAAAGUAGUAUUGCUGGAACAGAAAAAUGCUGUGACAAUUGCAAAAGAAGAAUAGAGAAUCAGAAAAAAAGUGGUGGAACUGUUUGUUAUGACAUUACAGAGGGCUGUGAGGAAAAAAAUUUUGGGGAUGAAGCAAAACAAAUGUUCGAGGCAAUCAAAAUUACUGGGGAGAGAUUUGGACUUGGAAUGCCAACUUCAUUUUUGUCUGGAUCAAAAAGCAAGAAAAUGUUCGAUAGGUUUUUGCGACAUGCUCAAUUUGGAAUGGGUUCUAAUCAUACACAGAAAUGGUGGAAAGCAUUGGGGAAGGCUUUAUUAAAUGCUGGGUAUUUGAAAGAAAAACAAAUGAAGAAGGGAUCUUUUGGUUCACUCGUUGAAAUCAGUUUAAAGGGAUCUCAAUGGAUUAAGAAAAGAACUUUCUCACCGGAUUUAAAAUUAAUGUUGGCACCCACUGUUGAUUUGAUGGAAAAACAACCAAGAACAUCACAUGCUACUCCUGUUACUAAUCAACAAGUUGAUCAAUCUGCUGAGAUUUUACCUUCAACACCAUACACAGAAAUUACGAGAGAACAACUGGACAAACUUACUCUAGGUCCCUAUAUCACGGAUGACAGUGUGAAAAAAAUAACAUCAACUCAGAACAAAAAGACUGGAGAGAAUGAUGAACAUAGUGGACCAUUAUAUAGUUUGUUACUUUCGUUGAGAAAUAAUAUUGCACAUGAUAUGGACAUUCCACCUCAUCUUGUAGCCAACAACAAAGAUCUUCUUGAACUUGCAAAAGUACGACCAAAAGAUAAAGAUAUGUUGUUAUUAGUUGAUGGAAUGUCUGUAGUUAAAGUUAAAAGAUUGGGAGAGCAAGUUGUAGCAGUUAUUCAAUCAUUUUGUGAAGAACAUCAAGCUUCAUUUAAUAAUUUUCCUGAAGAAGACAGCGAUCUGGCUUCAUCACAAAUAUCUAUUGAUAAAAGAGUCAAGAAUGAAACAGGAGUUCCCACAAAAUCAAUGUCUGAUACUGUCAAAAUCACUUAUAAUUUGUUUCAUGACAGAGGAAUGGCAUUGGAGGAAAUAUCUAAAGAGAGGGGAUUGCAACUAUCAACGUUAGGAAGUCAUCUUGCUGAAGCUUUACAUGCUGGUCACCCCGUUAAUUUUCAACGUCUUGGAAUCAGUAAAGAACUGAUAAAUAAUGUUGAAGAAGGAAUACGAAAACCACCACUCAAUUCUGAUAUUAGUCGAGUCUAUCCAAUCAAGGAUCAAGUCACAAUGCCAAUUGAAUGGAUGCAAAUUAAAAUAGUUCGAGCAUUUUUGAUGAUCAAGUAUGGAAUGACAUCUUAUGGAAUAUCAGGAAGCAUUUCAAAGAAUAAUUCUUCUAAAGGACCUUCACAAACUAUCGCUAAUCUGAAGCAAUUUCAAGCAACAAAAGGAGGCAGACCACACACACAACUGACUUUGAAAGCAGACAGUGGAGGGUCAAAGCUCGGUUUAAUAUCAUUAUCAGGGGGCGAAGAAUUAGCCAGAAGAAAGGCUGUAACAACAUCAAGACAUUUUUUGACUCCUAAUUUAACUAAUCCUUCACCUUCAUCUCCUGGUGGAUUUGCUGACUACGACGACGAUGAUAAAUCAACUUCAUAUUCUAAGAAGGGAUCAACAAAAAGAAAAGUUCCAUCCUGGGGUCGAGGACGAGGCUCAAAAUUCAACUUUAAACGAAGAAAAACAAAUAAAAUGUUCUGAUAAAAGCACGAAAUUGUAUAUUGCUCAACUUGUGGAUGCAAAUGAUCAAUGAGGAUGUGAAGUAGUUCGCAAAAUUUCAUUUAUGUGUUUUUGAGUGAGGGAGUGGUUGGGGCUGUAGAGUCUGGGUAAAUAUAACUCAUACCCCGAGUUCUUUUAAAAAUCAACUCCCAACUCUGGGUUGACAAAAACUUUCUUCCUACUUUGCAGAAUAUCGAAUUUGCAUUUGGGCACCUACCCUCAUUAAAUCAUCAAUACCACGCCAAGCACCUACUGGUGGGGCUGCAUUUUUUUCUAAAUAUAAAAAAGAAACUCGUUAUCUUUUUUUUUUUUUGAAUUCUUUGAAAUAUACCUCUCACUACCUUCAUAUUUUGUUAGAUUCUCCCUAUAUUUUGGUUCUUCAACAAUCUGCAAAUAACUUUUUAUAUAAAUUUAUUUUCAGUUUUGAAAGUAAAUUGAAGUGUGGUAUUUUCUUUCUCCUGGGAAGUGCAUGUAAUACUAUGUUAGGCAGUACAGAUAUUGUAGUUGUUUUGUUUGUGUAGGGUACAAUCGAGUGGAAUAGGAUAGAGUAAAAAUGCCCAAAGUGGGAGUUGGCGGACUUUUCUCAUACCUCACAUUGGGAAUCACCUCUGACUUCAGAUCACUGCAGUUUUAACUCGUUAGUACUUGAAAAAUCCAUUCAGUAAAUAUUUUUAAUGGCUGUUGAAUUAUGCAAGAUAUGGG
Molecule: messenger RNA, 5201 nt
Organism: Styela clava
Lineage: Eukaryota; Metazoa; Chordata; Ascidiacea; Stolidobranchia; Styelidae
Product: bifunctional 3'-5' exonuclease/ATP-dependent helicase WRN-like
Biological process (GO): telomere maintenance; double-strand break repair via homologous recombination; DNA replication
Cellular component (GO): cytoplasm; nucleoplasm; chromosome
Molecular function (GO): 3'-5' DNA helicase activity; ATP binding; nucleic acid binding
Source: RefSeq, a predicted model, not a curated record